AAUAUGGGCCUACCCAGUGAGAUCCAGACGGCGCGGUGCCACGAGACGUUCAGGUUCGGCAGCGACGAGACCGCGACGGCGAAGCAGCAGGUGGCCUUCCCUGUUUGGGUGAAGAGCGCGAAGGAGCAGAUCGCGGUCUACCUCGUUCCAGGUCGAGUGUCUCUGCUCGUGGCAAGGCCCUGUCUCGAGGAGUGGGGCAUGGUGGCCGACUACCGCAACGAGGAGGUGAUGUAUCUGGGUGCUCAGCCGCAGAAGUGGAUCGACAUGGAGACGAAUGGGGAAGGUGGAAAGGAAAGCGAGAAAGAGGCGGACUUCUUUGUGACCAGCAGUUACGGCGACGCCGAGAUCGAGCACGCGGAGACCGUGAAGUUCGAUGCGAAGGAGCUGGAGGAUUGGCGCGGCGAAGUCAAGGCGGAGAAGUUCACGUUGGAGACCGGCUGGGUCUUCAUGAACGGCUCGCGUCGCGAGGCAUUCAUGCGGGGGCCGGCAAAGAAGAGGCCGGAAGAAGUAUUGGUGGCGCCGCCGUGCGCUUCAUGGUCUACGAUCGGCGCGCUGGCAGAAGCAAACAAGAGCAGCGAAUGCCGACUGCAGCAACGGGGAGAGCGUGCCAAGCAGCAGCGCGAAUUCCUGAAGUUCAGUCGGGAUAUCCAGGAGGCGCAGCAGCAGGCGCAGAGGCACGCGCAUAUAGAACACCCUCGAUACGCGACAUCAUGGGAGGCUGGGGCGUGGUGCGGGAUGACGGGCUACGACACAUUCGUGGACCAGUGCGCCUACGGACUCAUGGCGCUGGAUUCUGCAGGUCGAAGGCUCGGGCCGAUCAGGAAGCCGACCAACUUGAGGACCGCGAAGAUGCAGAUGCACGAUGGGCUCUGGAAGACAUGCGGCUGUAAGGGGAAUCUUGUGAUUCUCGAGGGUGGACACCGCGCGCGCGGC
This is a messenger RNA of Prorocentrum cordatum, 933 nucleotides long. Lineage: Eukaryota; Dinophyceae; Prorocentrales; Prorocentraceae. The record is from the annotation of a GenBank genome assembly.